Penicillium antarcticum is the source of this 744-nucleotide messenger RNA. RefSeq names its product GPR1/FUN34/yaaH. Lineage: Eukaryota; Fungi; Ascomycota; Eurotiomycetes; Eurotiales; Aspergillaceae. Gene Ontology annotation, cellular component: plasma membrane. The record is from RefSeq and is a predicted model, not a curated record. The transcript has 5 exons. Gene Ontology annotation, molecular function: acetate transmembrane transporter activity. The coding region runs from base 1 to 744 and encodes 247 amino acids.
AUGAAACUCUCAAGUGACGAAAUGAUCACGGGAUCAUCAGAGGAGAGCGCUCAGCUGAGCUACAAUGCUUCAACCUGUCAUACUGGAAACGGGCGGGAACAGGCAUUGCAGCCUUUCUCGCAGAUUGGCAGUCCAACAGCUCUGGGUAUGGGCGGCUUCGCCAUUGCGUUUACUACUCUAUCAAUGAGUCUCAUGGAAUGGAGAAGUGCGGCUAUUACAAAUGCUUAUAUCGGCAACUGCUUCUUCACCGCCGGUAUGGGCCUGGUAAUGGUGGCCCAGUGGGAGCUCGUGCGUGGUAACUCCUUUGGGCAUACCGUCUUUGGAGGGUUUGGUUUGUUCAACCUAGCUUUUGGGGCGAUUAAUGCACCUGCCUUUGGUGUGGCGGAUGCUUUCAAAGAUGAUCCUGCUGCAUUGGAUAAUGCCAUUGGAUACUUUCUUCUCGUAUGGGGGAUAUUCGUUCUAUUCUUCACCAUAGCUGCAAUGCCAAUGAAUUUUGUGUAUACGGCCAUGCUUGGAACCUCCCAAAUCACCUACACUGUGUUGGCAGCCUCGUACUUCUCGAUGGCUGAUGAUCAUGUCUCUACUGGGGUCGCUUUGAAAAAGACUGCGGGGGCAUUCGGAUUUGUCUCCGGGCUGUUUGCAUGGUAUACUGUCGGACACCUGAUGUGUCAGGAUGCGCUCCUCUUCUCGUUUCCGCUGGGGGAUACAAGUUCCUUGUAUGCACGAUUGCGACGGAAGAGAUGA